Zeugodacus cucurbitae (melon fly) is the source of this 1550-nucleotide messenger RNA. Its product is annotated as hydroxysteroid dehydrogenase-like protein 2. NCBI's taxonomy places the organism in Eukaryota, Metazoa, Arthropoda, Insecta, Diptera, Tephritidae. Gene Ontology annotation, cellular component: mitochondrion. The transcript has 2 exons. The record is from RefSeq and is a predicted model, not a curated record. Bases 146 to 1426 code for a protein of 426 amino acids.
GAACUGUCAAAUAUUAUAUCUGAGCAUAUGGUUUCUCAAAUCAGCUGUUACCGGCACUCGCCAAUAAAAAAAACACAAAUAAACAAAUAUUAUGCGAUCACUGCCAUUUCUCCAUCACUGAAAUAACCGACAGACAUAUUGCAAAAUGAUCAACACGGGCAAAUUGGCUGGACGCACUUUAUUUAUAACAGGUGCAUCACGCGGUAUUGGUAAGGCUAUAGCAUUGAAAGCGGCUCGUGAUGGUGCAAAUAUAGUGAUAGCUGCUAGAACAACUGAAGAAAAUUCCAAACUUCCUGGCACAAUUUACACAGCCGCACAUGAGGUAGAGAAAGCAGGCGGCCGCGCACUUCCUUGUGUUGUGGAUAUUUGUGAUGAAGAGCAAGUGCAUGUAGCGGUUAAUGAUGCUGUGUCUCGAUUCGGCGGCAUUGACAUAGUGGUUAAUAAUGCCUCCGCCAUUUCGUUUACCAAUACUGCAGCCACAACAAUAAAUAGUUUGGAUACAAUGUAUAUAACCAAUACGCGUGCUGCCUUCCUGGUUUCGCAAGCUUGUAGACCCUAUUUAAUACAAAGCGAAUAUUCGCAUAUUUUAAAUAUAUCGCCACCGUUAAAUUUGGAUCCAAAAUGGCUCGCACCUCAUUUAGGUUAUACCAUAGCAAAGUAUGGCAUGUCUAUGUGCGUGCUCGGUAUGUCAUAUGAGUUAAGCGAUAUGUCAGUGGCGGUAAACGCAUUGUGGCCACGUACUUCAAUAUGCACAGAAAGGAUCAAAGCACUUAUGGGACCAGAAUUUCUUAAGCGGACACGUAAAGUAGAUAUUAUGGCAGACGCUGCUUAUGCAAUGCUUAUACGUGAGCCACACGAGUUUACUGGCCGCUUUCUACUUGAUGAAGAAAUUUUAACGGAAGCUGGUAUAAAAGAUUUUGAUCAGUAUGCUAACGAUCCUUCCGUUGCAAAUGAACUGAUGUAUGAGUCUUUCGUGGAUGUGCCAGAGGAUAGAAUUAUACCUUAUAUUAAUCGAGAUAUACCGGCAUGGAAGUCUGUAUUAGCAGCAAGAAAAGCGAAAGAAAAUAUACAAAAUGAACAUGGAGAAGAUGGUAAAAUUCCCAGUUUGUUUAAAAAAAUUGAACCGUUAAUUUCAACGGAACUUGUACAAAAAACAAAAGCAAUCUAUCAAUUUAAUAUCAUCGGUAGUGAAGAUGGUGUUUGGUAUCUUGAUUUAAAAAAUGGUGAAGGUGCUUGUGGUAAAGGUGUACCAAAUUCGGCACCCGAUGCAACAUUUACAAUGAAAACGGAGAAUUUUUUCGACAUGUUUGCUGGCAAAAUUAAGCCGUCAACAGCAUUUCUAAUGGGUGAUAUGAAAAUUUCGGGAGAUUUGAGUAAAGCGCUGAAAGUGGAAAAACUCAUGAAAGCGCUUAAGUCGAAAAUUUAAUGAGAUUAGGGAUAAAUCGAAAGUGCAACUUUUUAUUUAUUAACAUUGUUUUAAGUUUGUUCAUAUUAAAUAAAAAGAAUAACUUAUAAAACAAAAUUGUUAAUAAAAGUGUGGAGGAAAUUAU